CGCUUUUAAAAGAGAGAAUUGUUUUUGGGGUUAGAUUGACCUUAAAGAGAGAGGGGCAGUUCGAAAGUCGCUCGUUUUGUGCAACCACGCGUCUUUUCGUACUGAAUGAACUGACAAAAGUCAUUUUCGAUUCCGAGAAUUUUGAGAAAAUUCGCAACAGGUGGCGCUAUAGGAGUACAUGAACAGUCACCGCCCUUGAGUUGGGAUAACUUCCAAGAUUCUGAUGCAUUAAGAUGCGAUCGGGUUUUUAUUAAUUCUCGUUUGGAGUAUUUCUUGACGAUACAGACCCUAAUCACUUUUCUCGGAUUAUCGACUUUACCACCAUUAACAAAUAAGUACUAAUUUUACUGAGUGAUACCGGAUUUGGAUUCAGGUCAUUUCUUUGAUAUAAUGACUACUACAGAUGCUCGGUGUGUGAGUCUAACUGGCGAUAAGAAUCGUCGACCAAUUGAGGAAGAUUUAAUGAAUUGUUUCCAUAAAUAUGAAAUGACACAUAAAAAGCGAGGUGUUGCCUACAUCUUCAACAAUGAAACUUUCGAAGACUCGUCACUAAAAACUCGUCUUGGCUCAUCAAAAGACUCAGACGAUUUUAAAAAUGCAUUAAUUAAACUUGGAUUCGAAGAAGAUGAUAUCCACCUUUAUACAGACGCAACAACCGAGGAAAUGCUCGAGGCUUUGGAGCUUUUUGGUAAAGAAAAUUCUGAUAUUGAUAUUGAUUGCUUUAUUUGUGCAAUUUUAAGUCAUGGUGGGCAAGACGAUAUUAUCUAUGGAUACGAAGGUCCUAUAGAGCUAGAAAAAUUGCUUUCUUGCCUGAGACCCGAUCGUUGUGCACCUCUCACAGGAAUACCUAAAUUAUUCUUUAUUCAAGCAUGUCGUGGAACUACACCGGAUAUUGGAGUCGAAAAAAAAGAUGCUGAUUACAUAGACCAUGAUGAAAGGUCACCUAAAAUUCCAGUUAUGGCAGAUAUGUUGGUUGUUUAUUCAUCUGUUAAUAAAUAUCCUUCUUUCAGAGAUGAAGGAGAAGGUUCGUGGUUUAUGCAAGUUUUAAGUAAAAUUUUGACAGAAUAUGGCACUCAGUGUGAAAUCAUGAAACUUUUAACUGCUGUCCUAACGUGGUUGCCUCUUGAGACUUCCGAAGUUCGGUUAAUCGGAAUACAAUGGAUGUAAAC
Octopus sinensis (East Asian common octopus) is the source of this 1169-nucleotide messenger RNA. RefSeq names its product caspase-3. Gene Ontology annotation, biological process: proteolysis; apoptotic process. Gene Ontology annotation, cellular component: cytoplasm. The coding region runs from base 391 to 1167 and encodes 258 amino acids. The transcript has a single exon. Lineage: Eukaryota; Metazoa; Mollusca; Cephalopoda; Octopoda; Octopodidae. The record is from RefSeq and is a predicted model, not a curated record.